CGUUACCCGCCCCGCCGGGGAGCGCCGCCCCCGCCCCCACGUGGCCAGCCGGGCGGAGCAGGCGGCGGCGGCGGCGGCAGUGGCGGCGAGUAGUGACCGGCCGCCCCCUCGCCCCGUUACUACCAGCCCGCCGGCUCCGUCUCCGCCCCGUGGCCUCCGGGCCUUGCCCAGGGGUGGGGGAACCUCCUCGCUGAGGACCGCCCCCCCUCCCCGCCUCCCGUCCCCUCCGGCGCGGCACCCCCGGCCCCGGCGGGGACUAUGCGGAGAUGGUCGUCCCGACCCGAGGCAGGAACAAAGAGUCGCCGCCGCUCAAGCCCGGGCAGCAGCAGCAGCCGCCCCAGUCGCCGGGCGCCAGCCCCGGGAGCGGCCGCGGGCGCCCUCCGCACUCUCCCGGCAGGCAGGUCCCCGGCGGGGCCCGCGCCAUGCGGAAGGGAGGCGGCGGCCGGCGGGGAGCCCGGAGCGACCCCCAGAGACCCUGCAGGGAGGGGCCGGCGGCGGAGGGGGAACGGGACGCGCUGGGCCGCGGCCCCCUGAGGUUCCUGCGCGUCUGCAGAGACCGGCUGCGAGUAUUUGUUGAUGACAGAAAGGCCUUCAUUGUAAAAGCUGAUAGCAAGAUAUGGCUCACUUUCCUUCUGGCUGCUUUUGCAGGAGUCCUACAUUGGUGCCACAUAACAACUCUAUUUGAAAAUGACCGUCAUUUUUCUCACCUGUCAACGCUAGAAAGAGAAAUGGCUUUUCGCACGGAAAUGGGUCUUUAUUAUUCCUACUUCAAGAUCAUUAUUGAGGCACCGUCGUUUUGGAAUGGAGUAUGGGCAAUUAUGAAUGACAGACUAACUGAAUAUCCUUUAGUGAUUAACACCUUACAAAGGUUCAAUCUUUACCCAGAGGUGGUCCUCGCCAGCUGGUACCGUGUAUAUACUGCCAUUAUGGAUUUCUUUGGUGUACCAACAAAGACAUGUUGGACUGUAAAUAGAGGAAAAGGGCUUAGUCCGGUUGAAAGCUGCGAGGGGUUGGGAGACCCUGCUUCCUUUUAUGUUGCUGUGAUUUUUCUUUUGAAUGGAUUAAUGAUGUCACUGUUCUUCAUAUACGGUACAUACCUCAGUGGGAGCCGUCUAGGAGGCCUUGUUACGGUGAUGUGUUUCUUUUUCAACCAUGGAGAGUGCACUCGUGUCAUGUGGACUCCACCUCUUCGUGAAAGUUUCUCAUACCCAUUCCUUGUGCUUCAGAUGUUGCUUUUGACCUAUAUUCUCAGGAUUCCGAAUAUUAAUACAGGAAGCUUGAUUGCACUGUGUGUUUCUAAUAUCUUUUUCAUGCUUCCCUGGCAGUUUGCUCAGUUUGUUCUUCUAACACAGAUAGCUUCAUUAUUUGCUGUGUGUAUUAUGGGUUAUAUUGACUCCUGCAAAUUACAGAAGAUACUCUCUGCUCAUAUGGUAUCUCUUGUGGUGUGUUUUAUUCUGAUGUUUGGUAAUUCAAUGUUAUUGACAUCAUAUUAUGCUGCAUCUUUAGUAGUUAUCUGGGGAAUUCUUGAAUUGAGUCCAAAAGUCUUGAAAGGCAGCAGAAGAGAGGUCUAUCUGUGGGUAAUUGAAGGAUGUGCCUGGUUAUUUGGGACAGUCACCUUGAAAUACCUAACUUCUUUAGUUUUUGGGAUAGCUGAUGAUGCUCACAUAGGAAAUAUAUUAAAAUCUAAAUUUAUUGGCUAUAAGGAUUUUGAUACAUUAAUGUAUACCUGUGCUGCAGAGUUUGACUUCAUGGAAAAAGAGACUCCAGUAAGAUACACAAAGACGCUGCUAUUACCAGUUGUUCUGGUGGUUUUUGGGAUAAUCAUCAAAAGGGCAAUUAAAUAUCUUAUGUGUGUCUUGUCUCAAGCAGGCCAAUAUGAAAGAGAGGAACGUUUUAACCAUGGUGAGCUUGUAUACCAUGCAUUGCAGCUGUUGGCAUUCAGUGUCCUAGCGAUUUUAAUCAUGAGACUAAAACUGUUUUUGACACCACACCUAUGUGUUAUGGCUUCCUUGGUGUGUUCAAAACAGUUGUUUGGAUGGCUCUUCUGUAAAAUCCAGCCCAAAACAUUGGUCUUUGCUAUUUUAGCAUUGAUGGCAAUAGAGGGAUCAGCAAACCUUCAAACUCAGUGGAACAUCAUGGGAGAAUUUAGCAAUUUGCCACAGGAAGAACUUUUAGAGUGGAUAAAAGUCAAUACCAGACAAGAUGCAGUUUUUGCAGGAGCAAUGCCUACAAUGGCGAGUGUUAAAUUGUCUACACUUCGUCCUAUUGUAAAUCAUCCUCACUAUGAAGAUGCGGGAUUAAGGGCCAGAACUAAAGUAGUAUAUUCCAUGUACAGUCGAAAACCUGCAAAAGAAGUAAAAAGAGAAUUGAUAAAACUAGGAGUGAAUUACUACAUUCUGGAAGAGUCAUUGUGUGUAAGCAGAAAAAAGCCUGGCUGCAGUAUGCCUGAAAUUUGGGAUGUCGAAGAUCCUGCUAAUAGUGGCAAAACUCCUUUAUGUACCCUUAUGAGCAAGGAUUCCAGGCCAUAUUUCAUCACAGUAUUUGAAAAUAGCAAUUACAGAGUCUUGAAGAUUCCAAAGGAGUAACAUUUCAAUGCAAAGAACCAUCAAUCUUUCAACUUUUUAAACUAGUAACUAUAAGAAUUCUAAAUCAGAAAUACCUUUUCUACUAGACUUAAAAUGGAAAAAUAGGUAUUUUAUUUUUUACCAUUUUAAGUGAAUUCUGAUUAUAGAAAUAUCUUAAACCGAACAGUUUGGAUUUCUAUUUCAGGGUCAGUCCCUUGAGAUUUGCUAUGCAAAUGAUUAUAUGUUUGCACACUUCAUUUAACACUGAUCCAAAAAGAGUUAAAAGUAGCUAUGGAAAGUAACUCCAUUCUCAAAACCAAUGAUAUUGUGAAAUGGGACUGUCAGAAUGUCUUAGCAAAGCAAGUUUGUUUAAAGCUUUGGUGCUAGCAGCUAGGAACAAAGGAAUGGUGCUAUAGCAUCUGGCAUCACAUUUCUCAUGUCACUUUCAUUACCCAUCUCUCUUCUGGACAGGGUGAUACUAGAAAUUCUCUUAAAAGUCACGUAGUUUCACUAGUCAUGUCAGAGAAAUACAUUUUUUUUCUUUGAGAGGAUUAAGAACAUUCAUCAGUUUGGAUCACUUAACACAUGCUUUUAAGCUUGCUUUUGAAAUGGAAAAGUUUGUAGGCAGACUUGAAACUUCAUUAUUUAGGUGCAUGUUCUUGGAAUCUUACUGAUGUUAAAAAAGAUGACUAAUAAGAGUACUAUUUGCAGUGAGCAAUAGUUUAGCUUCUCAGUGUCCAAGGAUUUUUAGCAUUCUUAUGCAUUCAGAAUAAGCUGGCAUAAUAUACAGGAAAUUUUUAAGGGAAAAUGCUUUAUUCAGGAAAAAUCUGUCAUAGCCUUAGAACGAUACUAAAAUAAAUCCUUCACUGCCUUAACUAGACCUUCAGCGCCUAACUUGGUAAGAAAUUACUUUCAAAAUUUAUGCCCUAUUUUCUUUCCCCACGCAUUAGAUCCUGCCUGGAUUUUAUCAUCAGCAUUAAAGGAAAAAAGAAAUUUAACCCAAUUGUGAUAUGGGUGUAGUCAGUUGUGUGGGUAUAAUUGCUCCAAAAGUAUUAGACUGGUUCUGCAGUUCUGUCAUCUCAGUGUCACACCAACAUUAUCAGUUAUAAAGAAUUUAGAGAAUUUGCUUUCCAAGAUACCCCGUGCAAGGACACCCUUUAGUCAUUUAACUGACUUGAUAGAAUGUUUGUAUGUUUAUUGCCAUUGGGAAGUAUCACAGUAAUUGUGAUUCUACAGUAUAAGACUUCUAAAAUCUAAUGUUUCUCUGUAUAUCAUUCAUAUUUUGGCUUUGUUUUGGCUUGUUUUUUUGUUCAGACAUCAGUCUAUUGGUAUGACUGGUCUUUUUAGCUCUAAUAGCAUCUAGCAAUGCUAGAUGCUAUGGGAAUAGCGUCCAUCAUGCCUAUAAGUAUCAGUUAAAUGGGAUUCUCUGAUGGAGUAGUAGUGUAACAACUGAUCAGUAUUCUAAGACUUCUUAUUUUUUUAAAAUCUGUUUUAUUGAAAGGGUGAGGGAGAAUGGCUGAAAAUGCAUUAGCUUUUUAACUUUUACAGAAUAGAUUUUGGAAAAAUUUCUAUAAGGAAACUAUCACAAAAAGGGCUUUUGGGAAGUCACUUUUUAAAAUGUUAAAUGAAUUCAAGGAAGCAGGAAAAAAAAUCUUUAUAUAAACAUUGUGACUAGUGUUACAGCACAAAAGGUACUGUAUUUUUAUGAAGUUUAUGCCAACUGUUGACAUGUACUUAUGUGGUUAAAUAAAAAAGAAAAAGAUGGAAAUUGUUCUCUUGUUUCUGAUGGAUGUUACAUUUCUGCUCUUAUGUCUAUUAAACUGAAGUUUAAUAAGUUGCCACAGCAGAUAUGAUUGAAGCUGAACCCUCAACUAAACAGUGCAAGGAAGUGGUUCAGAUCAUUAAAUCAAACUCACGCACCUCUUUCCAGCCUCCUUUUUAUUUGGAGUAUCAGUGCAGGAAUAUGUGAAAAGACAGUGAGAAAAUGUCAAAUAUCUAUUUACUCGCAAGGUGAACUUGGAAGGGAAUUCAAAAUUAUUCUCUUUUUGUUCUAAGUUUCUAAACUCAAUCAAGAGUGAAGCCCAAAUACUGGUAGAAUGAAGAAACAUUUGACAGUUAAGGUUCAAAGAUGUACUUUAGUAAAAAUGUUCCCCAUGUGAUGAGGAGGCUGUUGUUACUGAGUACAUGGCCAGACCCUGUCUGUAAAUUUUCAGCUUCACCUGAGGGAAGUGAUAAUGUCCCUUUGAACUGAUCUUAAACCCAAAUAAGUAUUGUCAUCUAAUGUUAAGAUGAUAAAAUCUAGUAAUGGAAAACUAUAAAGUAAAAAAUGUUAUAUAAGAUUGCAGGGAAGAAGCAUGGGACUUGAUUAAUUGGGUGUACCCUGUUAUGAAUUUCUUGUCAUCUCAGUAAUUUGCUCUCAAUUCCAAAGGAAUGAAUUUGGGUUUAAAUAAUACAACACUUUACAUGUAGGAGCACCAUGUUAAUGUUACGCUUAUCACUGCAGCUUGAGCUGGAAAACAGAAGUUUGAGAUCUCUUAGCUCUCACUGAAGUUGUGUUUUCCUUUUGCAAGAUCCUAAUCAACAAAUCUAUAACUCAAGUAAGUUCAUUUUUUAAAUAUGCUCUGGCCUUGAUGUACUUCAGGCACAGGACUAGAAUACUUCAGUACCUGAAAACAGUCUCUGUUAGGUUCUAGUAAUAUUGGAUCAUAUAGAUUUAUCUCUUGCAAUCUGAAAUAUUGCUAGCUUUGAAUACAGUAAACUUCAUUACAAAAGGUACAACUACAAUUUGGUACCAAACUUCUGAUAGUUGUGCAAACUGUAAUACUUACUAUGGAGAUCAAAUGAAGCACCUUUGUGAAACAAAGAUGCUAAUUCCUAUUCAGUACUGCCUUGCACUUUGUCAUUUCAUCUACUAUUUUAAAAAGAGGUUUUGCUUUUGCCUUUUUUUUUUGCAAUUCAGCUUAAACUGUGAAACUAAAUCACUCAGUAUCUCUUGGAUUUUUUUGAUUAUGAUAUCGAGUUCCAUAAUGUAGGACUCACUCCAAGAUAGGUAAAGAAAAUGCCUUCAGCAGCAGCAGAUAUGUAGGGAAGAAUAUAAACACAGCAUUGUCAGAAAUCAGUAUUGUUGAAAGGAAUUACAAAAUUAUAAUUAUGGCUUGGGACCUGUGUUUUGAGAUUGCGUUGUUGUGUAGUUUUAUAGACUCACAGAAUCAUUUAGGUUGGAAAAGACCUUUAAGAUCAUCAAGUCCAACAGUAUAACACUGUUAUAACAACCUAUAAAUGCUGUUGUUUCACCUAAGUUAUGUAAUGUGAAGGACUGCAGUAAAACAACAUGAUAUUCUUAAACUCGAAAGAAUAAGGUGCCUCUGAGUCAUAUUGGCAGCCGGACAAAGGAAUCAAAAUCCUAACUGAUAGUGGCGCUUUUCUGCGUAAGCUUUAUUGUACUAUGAGGAAAGAGCAGGAUGGUGGAUGUGGUGUGGAAGGAAGACUUUGCUGCUUGAAUAUUAAUAGGAGUUUAAAUGUUAGGUAAUAAUUAUAUUUUGAGUGAAAUCAAAGCUGGGGACAUAAAAUGGCGUGCAGAGCUUCGAAAUCUGAGAGCUGGUCGGCUGUGCAUGAAUUGCUUGGGGAGUGAAAGCUCUCAGUGCAAUGAUAAACAGAUUCUCAUCUGUAGCUAUAAGACAUAAGCACUUCUGUUUCAGUAGUCAAACAUUAUGAUAAACUGUCCGUAGCAGAGCUUUAAGCUGAUCUCUGAGGUUGGAGCAGACAAGUAGAAGGAUUUACAGGGUUAGAUAGAAUUCCUUCUCAGCAGGUUGGCUUGUUUCUGAUCUUGUGCUGUAAUUCUCCGUUACGGACUGAAUUCGUGCAGUGUAUGAAAUUUUCAAUUAUUUGAGUUGAUUCAUCAUGUAGUAGUUCAACAGCUUUAUUCCUGUUACAGCAUGUAUAGAACAUUUAUUGCCAAUAGAUCAUGGAAUGGAUAACUGAUAUAUAUAGAGUGAACGAAUAAUACUGGUUUCAUGUCUGGCCGAGAAGUCGAGCAGGCUAGCCCCAUUUCAGCAGCCACCAGUGAUAUCAUAAGAUACCAUACUGAUGCUACCUGAGCAUUUGCAUGAAUAUCAGGUCAACUUCCCUGGGCUUUGGAUCAGGCCUUACAGCUGCUCAGCUUAAACACCUCCCCAGCCAUGUCAGAAGUGCACAGGAAUUCAUUUCUUGUAAAAUUUCUCAUUUUCCUGUUAGGUGAGAAGGUACCGAGUGAUUAUUGUGUAAAAUGACUGCAAAUGAGAAAUCCCUGUGGCCAGCCUUCUACCCCGUCAAAUUAUCAGUGUUUAAAUUAAUUCUUGGGUGUAAGCAGCACUUGUUUUGCCUGUUUGCAGGAAGGAUGAGAUCUAGCUUUUAGCCUGAAGAAUAUGGAAAUUCUUCUUGGAUCUCAGCUAAUACUGAGCCUGAAAGAUGACAACUUCUAAAGGGAAAACUUCUGUCCUUUUGAUGUUCAUCUGGAAGGAAACAAGUCACUCAAGUUUGUUUUUUUUCAGGCUUGACCAAGCUUAUUUUCAAAGCCAGUCCUCAAAAUUCUUUCGUUACUAAUUAUCACUGUGUUCAGACACCUGAGCAGUAUCAUCUUUAUGUUACCGAGCAACUGGUUGCUCAGCUUCUCUGACUACAAGUCCCUAGGGUGUCUUAGGAUGCAGUUAGCAAACAUUAUUUGCAGGCAGUCAGUGUUUUGCUGUAGAUACCUCUGCCUGAGUUCUGGAAAAAAAAAUUCUAGCCUCUUUUGAAUUUUUAGGAUUAGUUAAACUACAAAAGCCAAUACUUCAGCUUUUUUUUUUUCUUAGCUAAAGAAAGGUAGCAAAGGUUGAAAGUACCCCAGAGUAGGAUGCCUCCUGUUUUUCCCUUAAUUGGUGCUUGAAUUACUGCAUCUGCAUUUGGAGAAGCUUAUUUUUAUGAGCAAUGGAAGGUAAAAUUAGAAUCAAGCUUAUUAGAGUAGAAAUUCUCAUAUUCGUGAGGUAUUUUAAAGGCUACUCAACUCAAAACACAGGUUAUAUGAAAGUGCUAGGAGUAGGUGUUUUCCUUAACCUUUGUAUCCUUUGUUCUAGAUCCUUGCUGGAUUUAGCUGCAGCUUUCAGGCUACAGGCUGCUGCAUGCAAGACCUUUGCUUUGAUACUUUUUGGCCAUUUUUGUGUUAUUACAUAACUUAAAAGGAUGAAAUAUUUUGAGAAGGGAGAAAUGGUAACAAGAUGAUCAAAAGUAAGUUGUAUUCCAUGACUUCUUUAUCCAGUACUUUAAUCUUAGAGUUUAGUACCCACAACGCUUAAAUCAAUCAAAUGUUACUCAGCAAGUGGUGUUAUCAGAAUCUGUAACUAAUUUUUAAACUAAUGAGGUCUUGGCUAUUGACUUGAAUAGUUGCAGAUUUGCUUCAUCUAUUAGGUUUUUGCCUGAGAAAAAAAGGGAUUGUAAAGACGCCUUUGAAUUAGGAGCCUGUGACAUGUAUUGCCUUCCUUUGAACCCUCAAUGUGCAACUGAAGUGAUAAUUGAAUUUAGAAAGAAACCUGUCAGCGCUGAUGGUUUGUUUUGUAAAAUUGUCCUUACACAUGAGGAAGUAGAGAAGCAAUAAAGUUCAAAUUGAAAUAAAUUGAAAAGCGUAAAUAUUUGCAAUGUCAAGGUGCAGCAGGAUUGCCGAAAGGAAACAUGGUUUCAAUAAAGUCAGACUGUAUUUGGAAUGUG
Molecule: messenger RNA, 8282 nt
Organism: Phalacrocorax carbo (great cormorant)
Lineage: Eukaryota; Metazoa; Chordata; Aves; Suliformes; Phalacrocoracidae
Source: RefSeq, a predicted model, not a curated record